AUGCCAGUUUGCGUACACAAAGGCUGCGAAAAAACUUAUAACGAAGAAGAGAAUCACGACACGGCUUGUCUUCAUCAUUCUUCUCCACCCAUCUUUCAUGAAGGGUUAAAGGGAUGGCAAUGUUGUUCGACUCGUGUUGACUCAUUCGAUGAUUUCUUGGCUAUUCCAGGCUGCACACGUGGUCGUCAUAGUGAUCAAAAGCCUGAAGCAGUGACUACUACAUCACAAAAAGACAAAUCCAAAGAGUCAGUUGCAAACAUUCCAGUUGCAACACGAAUUGAAGACGGAGUUGAAAUUUACGAUAACGGUUCUUCAGUUUCAUCCGUUGGAAAAGAAUUCGAAUCAAUGACAGUUUCAUCAUCUGCUGCCACCACGGCCGCUGAUCAAACAAAGAAAAAAGCUGAGAUAAUCCCAGAAGAAGAUGAUCCCUCGAUACCUGUAUCGCCUGGAACAAAAUGCAAGCGUGGUGGCUGUAACAAAACAUUUGUUGACGAGUCAACGAGUCGCGCUGAAGGAGGUGCCGAAGCUGAAUGCGUGUAUCAUCCGGGUAGUCCGGUGUUUCAUGAAGGGAGUAAAGGAUGGAGCUGCUGUUCUCGUAAAGUUUUAGAAUUCGACGAGUUUCUGAAAAUACGUGGUUGCAAAACCGGCAAACACUUAUUUGUCGGUUCGAAAAAGGAAGAUACACAAGCUGAAGAAGUUGUUCAAUGCCGUCAUGAUUGGUAUCAAACGACUACUUCUAUAAUCAUGUCAAUAUAUGCUAAAAAGGUUGACAAAGAACAAUCUUCGAUCUCAUUCAGACCAGAAGAGGUGGAAGUGAAUCUGAAAAUGCUAGACGGUAAACGAUUUAAUGAAGUUAUACCGCUCGAGUAUGUUAUUGAUCCUAAAGACUCAAGCUUUGAAGUUUUGUCAACAAAAGUCGAACUCAAGAUGAAGAAGGCAGGCAGCAAAUCAAAAGUAGCUCCUCGACCUUAA
Molecule: messenger RNA, 972 nt
Organism: Ambispora leptoticha
Lineage: Eukaryota; Fungi; Glomeromycota; Glomeromycetes; Archaeosporales; Ambisporaceae
Source: the annotation of a GenBank genome assembly